CUUUAAUUCGGAUAUGGUGAACCCACAUUUUAAAGCCGCCUCCAAACCAAAGGCAGAUUUUGCUGUUUCCUUUUUGUCACUUUUCAUAUUGAAUUGAAAGAAAAGAAUCCUAUAAAAAGCAUGUGUUUGGUCAAGAGGGAAGAGCAUAAAUUAAAGCAAACCAGUUUUAUUUUUCACAUGAUGGCAAACGUAAGGGCCCAUUUUUGUUUCUUGCUGUCUUUUACAACCUUUCUCAACCUGAUUAGCUGCCAUAAUCUGCCUGAAACCCAUGUUGCUUUGUUCAUCUUUGGUGAUUCACUUUUUGAUCCUGGAAACAACAACUAUAUCAACACCACUUUUGAUUUUCAGGCAAAUUUCUGGCCUUAUGGUGAGACCUUCUUCAAGUACCCUACUGGCAGAUUUUCUGAUGGGCGUCUGAUUCCAGAUUUUAUUGCUCAGUUUGCUGGGUUACCGAUAAUUCCAACAUAUUUACAGCCUGGCAAUCAUAAGUUCACAGAUGGGGUGAACUUUGCAUCUGGAGGAGCCGGAGCUCUAGUUGAAUCUCAUCAAGGAUUUGUUGUAGACUUAGAAACACAAAUAAAAUACUUCAAGAAAGUUGAGAAAUCAUUGAGACAAGAACUAGGAGAUGCUGAGGCCAAGAAAUUGUUGUCCAGAGCUGUUUACUUGAUCAGUAUAGGAGGCAAUGAUUACUUGACCCGAAACUCAAGUGCGUCAGAUGAAGAGUUUGCUUUCAUGGUGCUUGGCAACCUGACUGUUGCUCUCAAAGAAGUAUACAAGAAAGGAGGGAGGAAGUUUGGGUUUCCAAAUAUGAUGCCGCUGGGUUGUUUACCAUACCUGAAAGCAAAAGCAGGGGGUUCUUGCAUUGAUGAAGUCACAGCAAUAGCGAAACUGCACAAUGGAGAACUUCCCAAAACCCUCAAUCAGCUAGACAACCAGCUUGAAGGGUUCAAAUAUGCCUAUUUCAAUUUCUACAAAUCUGUUAAUGAAAGGUUGAACAACCCUUCAAAAUAUGGUUUCAAGGAUGCGACGAGGGCAUGUUGCGGCUCCGGUCUGUUGGGAGGAGUUUACAGCUGUGGAGGGAAGAGAGGGAUAACAGAGUUUCAUUUAUGUGAGAAUCCUGGUGAAUAUUUCUUCUUUGACUCCUAUCAUCCCUCGGAAAAGGCUUACCAGCAAUUUGCAGAGCUAAUAUGGGCUGGAACUACUGAUAUCGUAUGGCCUUACAAUCUCAAAACACUAUUUGAAGCCUAAGACACCAAAUUUUUAUGAUCAUUCCAACGCCGUUGGAGAAUAACAUCAGGAAGUUCAAAGACCCAAUGCAAUAAUGAUGAUAGACCAUUUCCACAUCAUAUCUUUGUCCAAUAAAGGCUUGAUGAGAAUAGGUGCAUCAACUUGCAAAAUACUUUUCUCUCGACUUUUUCUUCUCAAAAUUUCGUGCUUUAGCCACCACAAAAAAGUGACCGACAACAUUUCAUCGAAGUUUUGAUUUAUACAUGUAUGGGAGGUUGGGCCAUAAGUUUGUUGUUUUAUGCUUCCCAGACAGCACCCCGAAAGCCAGCUGCUUGUUGGUCAUUCAAGACUUCCCUCACUGUUUCAGUGACGGUCACGAUAUUA
Molecule: messenger RNA, 1611 nt
Organism: Durio zibethinus
Lineage: Eukaryota; Viridiplantae; Streptophyta; Magnoliopsida; Malvales; Malvaceae
Product: GDSL lipase-like
Molecular function (GO): lipase activity
Source: RefSeq, a predicted model, not a curated record